AGUGAGGAGCGAAACCGAAGGCUCAACCCCAGGAGACAGUCGUAGAGGCGAUGGCGAGGAGCAGCAAAACACUUUCUCAAAGAAACACGAGUCGUCGUGCCGCGCAGACGAUUGGCGGGAAGCGGGAUCUGCGUACCGGCGAAGGAUGGGAAGCGAGACAGACACAACGCGACGAGAAGGUGGAGUUCGUACGCCGCGAUUCUUGCGCUGGUUGCGAGGACGGAGAGCGGGGCGAGGCAGAGAUCGAGAGGACGAGUCAUCAUCGGAUGAAUGGCAAGGAACGUGCCCGUCGUCGCCCCUCAACAUGCACGCUCUGUACGUGCGACGCGCAGGGCCGCCACGCCCACGCGCAACGGCAGGGGAACGGACGGAGCGAGAGAGGGAGCGAGAAGAGCGAGGGAAGGAGCGGGAGACGAAACAAGAGGAACGAGGGAUGGAUCAAGGGGAGGAGCAAGAGCAUCAGCAAGAAGGGGAGCGCUAGACGGCGCAAGGGGAGGAGCUUCGGCAAAAGUAGACGCAGCGAUUACUAUGAACCAGUUCGCCCCUGCCGAAUCAGUCCCGCAAUCCGCAAAGCCAUACGCUCAAACACCAGACGCCUCAACGCGGGCAGAUGCAGGAGGAGAAGCAGCAAAAGAAGCAGCUGCGGAAAGGGCAG
This is a messenger RNA of Closterium sp. NIES-67, 655 nucleotides long. Lineage: Eukaryota; Viridiplantae; Streptophyta; Zygnematophyceae; Desmidiales; Closteriaceae. The record is from the annotation of a GenBank genome assembly.